GUUUGCAUGCAGCUGGAUGAUAUUGUGUUUGCAUGGUGACAGUUGAGCAUAAAGUGGAGUAACAGACAUAUGUUGCUGGCAGAGUAUGGAGUGUUUGAUGUAGUUCUUGAUAUGGUGUGGUGUUCUGGCAGUAAUUUGGCCCACCUUAAAAUGAUAAGGCACAAAGGAAGCUUGCAAAGACAUCUCAUGACCUUAGUAAAAUGGCAGUCAUCUACCUGGUGGAUGUGGACAAGGUGCCGGUGUACACCCAGUAUUUCGACAUCAGUUACAUCCCAUCUACCAUCUUUUUCUUCAAUGGACAACACAUGAAGGUUGAUUACGGGUCUCCAGAUCAUACUAAAUUUGUAGGAAGCUUCAAAACAAAGCAAGACUUUAUAGAUCUGAUUGAAGUGAUUUACCGUGGUGCAAUGCGUGGGAAGCUCAUCGUGAGAAGUCCCAUUGAUCCCAAGAAUAUUCCUAAAUACGACCUUCUCUACCAAGGAAUUUAAUGCGUUSGUCUGAGGUAAAGGAUUGCUGAACUGGUCCUACUGUUUUUUUUCAAGCAUUUUAGCCACCUUUGACACCGUGGGACAGUUUGAGCAUUUAUACUGAAGGAUCACAUUGGUCUCCUCCUGAAGACAGAUAUUCUGUCAUGUAAAUACUUCU
This is a messenger RNA of Nothoprocta perdicaria, 645 nucleotides long. RefSeq names its product thioredoxin like 4B (gene TXNL4B). Bases 201 to 488 code for a protein of 95 amino acids. The transcript is spliced from 4 exons. Lineage: Eukaryota; Metazoa; Chordata; Aves; Tinamiformes; Tinamidae. Gene Ontology annotation, cellular component: U5 snRNP; spliceosomal complex; U4/U6 x U5 tri-snRNP complex. The record is from RefSeq and is a predicted model, not a curated record. Gene Ontology annotation, biological process: mRNA splicing, via spliceosome.